GACAACUCCGCCCACCCAUGGAUGGGAUGGAUGGGGCGACCAUGCCCGAAACCCUAGCCCCUCACCCACACAUGGAUGGGGAUGGGAUUGGGGCGACGACGCCGCCGGAUCCGCACCUGCACCCACCUGCAGCUCCAUGGACCCUCCCCGGCCGCAACGGGAUCCGCCCCCUUCUCUUCUCUCGGUGGGGCGCGGCACACCGGGAGCUUUCUGCGGUGGCCGUCGACGCCAGCAGCAUCUCCGACGGGCUGCACGACCUCGUCAUAGCCCAAGAUCCAACCUCUUCUGCCUUCGACCGACCACGGCUAUGGCAACCAGAAGGCUACGUACGACGUGCUGGAUGAGGAGGUUGACAACCUUGACGCCGCCGCACAAGACGACCAUGUCCAUGUCGCCGCCGGAGGAUGCCUGCCGGGACGGCCAGUUCCAGGUCGUGCCGAGGGCCCAGGCGCUGCUGGACGCGGUGCCGCAGCCGCCGCAGCCGAUGUGGGAGAGGGGCAUCCCUGAAGCUCUGAAGUUCUCCAUGGCUCAUGGUAAAGGAGGGAACAGUUCUGAGUACUCUGCAGUUGGUGGUUAUGGCAGGGACAGAGACGGCCACCGAGCGAGCGAGGGAGGGCCCAUGGCGCUCUCCUGCAUGAGCUGCCCGUCCGUUGCCAGCGGCCCCUCCGUGCACCGGCACGCGGAGAGUCCGCCCUGGUCGUCUGUCGCCUUUUCCUUUGCCAGAUGCAUUGGGAGAUCGGCGGCCGCCGCCUCAGGGUGGCGCAUUGACGCCGUCGCCGGGAACGGAGGAUAAUGAGAUGUUGAAGCGGCAGAGUGAAUCCAUGAGACUGUAGUGCAAUUGCACCGUUCCAUUGAAUAUUACUCAGGAAUAAGGACAUUUCAAUGGCAGAUUAGCUCUAUUUUUCCUUUUCAUUUUUCUUACUAUUGGAGUGAGGACAUGUAGAAAGAGAAACGGUGUGGUAGCAGAUAUGGCAACUGUGUGAUAGU
Triticum urartu is the source of this 987-nucleotide messenger RNA. NCBI's taxonomy places the organism in Eukaryota, Viridiplantae, Streptophyta, Magnoliopsida, Poales, Poaceae. The record is from RefSeq and is a predicted model, not a curated record.